Daphnia pulicaria is the source of this 4870-nucleotide messenger RNA. Its product is annotated as glutamate receptor ionotropic, delta-2-like. Gene Ontology annotation, cellular component: membrane. The record is from RefSeq and is a predicted model, not a curated record. The transcript has 19 exons. Bases 3211 to 4617 code for a protein of 468 amino acids. NCBI's taxonomy places the organism in Eukaryota, Metazoa, Arthropoda, Branchiopoda, Diplostraca, Daphniidae. Gene Ontology annotation, molecular function: glutamate-gated receptor activity.
UGUGCUCGUCUCGAAUCGUCUUCUCCAACUUAGCUCGUGGCUCGUGACUCAUCUUUACAGAAUAGCUUACGACACAAUCCAUGCUGUUGAGUAGAUAAACAGGAUCCAAUUGGAUUGGAAAAAUUCCCCUUUCUUUGAAUCUGUCCUUGUGUACACUGUACACCCAUGUGAGUGUGGGUGUAUUUACGAGGACCCCCUUUUUCCUAUAUCCUGGCUAAUUCAUUUUUACUGCGGAUGGAUGGAGUGGAGCACUUGUGGAAUCCUAGUCGUACUUUCCAGGCUUAAAGUGUGUUUGUUGACUCAGUUAGGGUUCAUUAAAAAACUCAAUUGUGAAACGACUGCAGAUCAGGCCCUGUUUUGUGCCCCACAACUUUGUAUGUGCUAUGUGGGUCUAAACAAUCAAAUUCGAAAAAUAUGUUAACCUUUAAUCAAUUUAACACAAGCUUAAGUAGGCCUAUGACCAAGAGGGACCUGCCGCCACACCGGCAUAUCUUAUCAUCGUAUAUCGUGAAGGAGGGAGGGCGGAGAGGCGGGUUUAACAAGGACCAAGAGGGUAACCUGAUAAGGUAUAAAAGUGUUCAUAGCGCCAAUGCGGUUUCAUUUAAACAGAGAGCGAUGCGGCGAGAAUACUUUGGCACAUCUUAACAAUUGUCUCCCGUGUUUGGUUCAGUCCCGAAAGCUUCUACACUCCCAGACGGACAUACGUACCAACGGAGCUGUAAUGCUGCAAUAUGACAGGAGCAAAAUUCUAGGGAACGGCACAUUUGCUACCGUCUUUUGGGGCACUUGGAAUGGAGAGGCCGUGGCCGUCAAACGAAUCGAAAUGCACAAAUUGAAUAAAAGAUUCAAAGACAGGGAAGAGGUAGCCAUGCGACAAAUGGACCAUCAAAACGUCCUAAAACUCAAGGAAGUACAGGAAAAUAUGGAUUUUAAAUUGCUAAUUUUAGAACUCUGCAUGGGAACGGUGCGUGAUUACGUCAACGACGUUAACGACGAGAAAAAGUUCAAUCAAAAGAUGCCGAUCGAGGUUGAAGCGCUGAUACAAAUGACCAAUGGGCUGGCUUACAUCCAUUCCCAGCAUUUUGUCCAUCGUGAUAUCAAACCGGAGAACGUCUUGAUAUCCUCCUCGUAUGUGUUGAAAAUCUCUGACUUUGGAGUCAGUAAACCCACACAGCCGACCGGAAGUUUCUCAGUGACUAGUGGCCCUCAAGGAACGAAAACUUACUUUGCUCCGGAAUAUCUGCGACUAGAGCAUCAAGAAUCGGAGGAAAGAAAAAACAUCAAAGCGGACAAAUCGAUCGACAUCUUUUCUUUGGGCUGCCUCUUUUUCACUUACAUAAUGAGAAAGGGUCCUUACGCUCACCUGUUCGCAACCCCAGGAAUGCAGUUCAAUUCCAAAGAAAACUACGACAUUGACGUCACUAAUAAUAUACUCAAGGACAAAAAGUUUCUGGAAAAGAACGGACUAUCAAAGGGACACUACGCGUUUAAAAUGAUUGACGGAAUGACCAAAGCCAAGUCUGAGGAUCGCUGGGGCUUGGACGAAAAAAAAUUUGGUUCCAACUCUCAGACAGUUAUUGAAACUCUGAAACUAGAACAACGACGUCAAAAUGGACCGAAGCAGACCGUAGUGUAGAGACCCAACAUAAUUUUUUUUAAAUAACAAUUCAACUCGCAUAAUCUGAAAAUAUAAUAAUUCAGUGGCCUCACAGUGUGCUAUCUUAAUCUAACGUUUUAUCACCUAUCAUGCUUUAAGGUCAAAUUUAGAUGUACAAUUGUAAAGCUUUCCCUAUUAGAUAAGAUUGAUAUCUAGUCGUCGCCUAGUACUGUAAUGCUUUCUAAUUAGAUGAAAUCGGAAAGGAGAAAACGGAGGAAUAAACGCUGCAACGUUGUGCGGCUCUGAAACAAGAACAUCCGAGAACAUCGACAUGAAAACAUCUGAAUCUGCAGAGAUUCUAGAAAAAGUCUUACAGUAUGACAGACAAAACAUGUUGGGGAGAGGCACGUUUGCAGCCGUCUUUUCGGGCACUCUGGAUGGACAGCCGAUCGCCGUCAAACGAAUUCUCCUAUACAAUUUGAAUAAAAAUUUCAAGACCAGGGAAGAAGCUGCCAUGAGAAUAAUGGAUCACCCGAACGUUCUGAAACUCCUGGACGUUAGAGAAGAUGCCGAUCUCAAGUAUUUGAUACUGGAAAUUUGCAUUGGGACUGUCCAAAAUUACAUUGACGGUGAUGAAAAGCUUACCGGUAAAAUGCCGUCCGAGAUUGAAGCUUUGUGGCAAAUGGCCGACGGGCUGGCUUACAUCCAUUCCAAAAAUAUUGUCCAUCGAGAUAUUAAGCCAGACAACGUGCUCAUUUCUUCCUCGUUCGUUAUUAAAAUCUCCGACUUUGGCGUCAGCAAACCCACCCAGCCAACCGGAAGUUUCUCUACAAACAGCGGCGCCAAAGGAACCAGGAUCUACUCUGCUCCGGAGUAUCUGCAACUGGAAGACAAGACCCUCUCCCCGGAAGAGAAGAAAACCAUCAGAGCGGACAAAUCGAUCGACAUCUUUUCUUUGAGUUCAAUUACAUAACCAAGAAAAGCCCUUACAAUCAUCUGUUCGCCACCCCCUAAAAGCAAUACUACUCGAUUGACGAUUUCACCAGUGACAUCACCACCAACAUCCGCAGCGGGAAAAUUUUUCUAAAAGACAUAAGACUACCCAGUGGGCACUACGCUUUAAAAAAUGAUUGACGGAAUGACCAAAGCCGAUUCCAAAGAUCGUUUGGGAUUGAAUGAAAAGAAACCUGGGUCUAACCCUGAAACAGUAAUUUAAAUUCUCAAGAAGGAAAUGAAAUAAAUGUGACGCAAAUUGAAAUUAAGGAAAUAAGUACACUGGAAACCUUUAAAUAAAACAAUCGUAACCCGGGAAACGUUGCGUGCCAUCCGUGCGGCGGACUCGGCGGACCCGGCUUCCACAUGUGUGCGUCACACUGUAUACCUGUCUCCUGCCCCUUAAUAAAAUACUCUCAUUUAUGAGAUUGGCUUUCAAAUGCCUUGAGAGAUCAUGAAAAAAUUACCAUUCAGCCAUACCCAUAAGGGUAUUUCUGAAUUCGAGUAAUCGAUAGGCAGCCAUAUGCAGGGCAACGCAGGUACUGGAAUAGAAUUCCCUGGAAAUAGUGGACAGCGGAAAAUCAAACGGAUAACUUGAUCGACAAAUUCGUGGUGGUCAGAUGCUUGACGAAAGCCAGCACGUGAAAAUGAGAGCGACAAUGGUGCUCCCAGUGUUUUACGUGCUGCUACAUUCCCUCGUGAUUGCGAGUUGUGAUUGGAAAGUCGGAGGUGUCCCCGAAGGUACUGCCAGUCAACUACCAAAGCCGCGCAAUUAUUUACAAGGAAAGGAAUUGCAAAUCGUUGCAGGCCAUUUUCCACCACCGAUUGUUAUUUCAAGAAAUUCUUCCGGACAAGUAAUUGGAUAUUCUGGCGUGUUGGUUCACCAACUCCUCUAUCUGUCCCAGAGGUUAAAAUUCACGUACAAAAUAUUUCCAGCGGCGGUUAACACAAAUGGAGUCAAAAUCAACGGAACUUGGAAUGGCAUAAUAGGAACCCUUCUAAGAGAAGAAGCCGACUUGGGUCUAGUGCCGGUAGCUAUUUCUCUAGAACGGUACCAAGCUAUUGACUUUUGCGGAUUGGUUGGCGGGGACUUCACUGGCCUUUUAGUCAAAUAUCCUACCUCUGCCGUUUCCUAUACUGCCACCAUCGACGUGUUCACUAUUGGAACCUGGUUCGGAUUCAUAAUAUGUGCAACCGUUAUUGCCGGAUUUUAUCUCAUACUGACCUUCAUGGCCAAAAAAUUACUCGAGUCUCUGGCACUUGUCGAACGUAUCGCGGCAAACUCCAGAGUCGUUGCAAACGGAGGAGGCUCUCGAUUCGGCCAGUGGUCGCAACACCUUCUACUCCUCACCUGGAGUCUGGUAGCUUUCGUCUUCGUCAAAACCUACACUUCUACUUUAACGUCCCAUUACAUGUCGACGAUCUACAAAAGUCCGGAAAUCAAUACCUUUGCAGACCUGGCAGCUUCUACAACCUACAAGGCAACCGUCGGGGUCGGAUCAAUCCAAGAAAUUGAUCUAUUGAUGGCAAAGACGGGGGAUCUGAAACGCGUUGCUGACAAUCUCAGCAAGUGUCCAGAAUGCAGGAAAUUCAGCUUGGACGAACUAGCCUUGCCCGUUUUAGAGAAGGACCACUAUGUUGCGAUAACGCCCACAAAAGUUGGAAGAGCUUUAAUGCAAAAGUAUUCGUCCGAGAGAGGCCACUGUCGCCUCACAAUGGCGAAAGAAUUAUUUUCGUGGAAGCCCAUGUAUUUUGCAGUUCCAAAAUCCAGUCCUUAUCAGGAGGAAAUUAAUCGAGAGUCCUUAUGGUUUCAUGCUGCUGGACUACACGAUUAUUGGUAUUUUAAGCUUGAAAAGUUUCCACGGCACUGCCAGCUGAAUUACAACAACAAAGGAGUCGUGACGAAAAGAUCCAGUAGAAGCCGACUUAAACUUCAGCAGUUUUACUUGCCAUUUUUAAUUCUUUUCAGUGGUUUCAUGCUGGCCAUCGUCCAGUUUUGUCGCGAAAGAUUUAUUCAUUCUCGAUGAGGACUUAUUUUCCUUUACAAGAUAAAAGAUACUAAGAUAGUAUGUAUAUCGCAACACUCCGUUAUUUUUAAAUACUAUAAAGUAAAAAGGACUACAUAAAACUUUAACAGUUGUUCUUUGAUUCUUGUGUAAAAUUCAAAAUUUGUUAAUUAUUAUUACUGUAAGGUAUAUAUAAUCAGUUUAAGCCUUAUAUUAUAUAUUCCGUGGUACAGGUUGUUUACUGGUCUUAAGUUGGAGUCAAAUAAAGACAAAA